This is a messenger RNA of Kazachstania africana CBS 2517, 1614 nucleotides long. RefSeq names its product SNG1 family protein. The record is from RefSeq and is a predicted model, not a curated record. Gene Ontology annotation, cellular component: membrane. The coding region runs from base 1 to 1614 and encodes 537 amino acids. Lineage: Eukaryota; Fungi; Ascomycota; Saccharomycetes; Saccharomycetales; Saccharomycetaceae. The transcript has a single exon.
AUGUCUUCUUUCGCAAGUUCAAGUGAGCUUGAAACAUCAAGUAUAGGUUCGUCUUCUGUGUCGGAGCCAGAGCAGGCCUACAAUGGUGGUGAACACUCUGAGAAUCUUGCCUAUCCACAGGUAGAGUCAGAAAUACUAGGUCGCAUCAUGACAGCCUCGAAUCUGGAAUACGAACCAACAAGAGAGGUCGAUGAGGAAGAGGUGAUAGUUCGAGAUGACAGGGUUAGUCACAUAAGUGUUGCAACAGAUCAGUCAAACUCGUUAGUAAGGACGAAAACAAGAUUUUUCUCUCCCAAGCUACGUGAGGAAAGAAAGAUGGUCCUAAGAAGGUUCCUUCUUGUGAAUUUUUCCUUAAUUUGUUUCAUUUUAAUUGCAUUUUCAUUAUUUUGGGGGAAUACAUACAAUGCCUCUCAUUUUUAUUACAAGGUCAAUAUCCUAGCUGUCCUUCAAGAUGAUAUUGUUGACAUAAAUAGUUCUGUCAUUCCCUUUAUAUCCGUAUUGCCAUCAUUAGUGGAAGAGCAAGAGGCAACGUGGCAUGUUUACAACACUUCCCAAUUUGAAAAGAAAUUCAACGUCCACGGCACUGAAGAAAUAAAUGCUGAAGUUCUUAAGCUGAUAUACGAUGAGUUAUAUUUCAUGUCACUCAAUGUACAACCCAAUGUAACUCAAAUUUUGUACAAUUCCUUAGCCCAAGAGAAUUCGAGUCUUGUCUUCAAUUCUACAGAGUUAUUUGAAGUCAGUUAUGAAAGUAGUCGUGAUCUCAUUAGUUUAAAGCCCUGGAUGUAUCCUAUUAUGACAGCUUUCGAAACAUCUGUAGCAUCAUAUUAUACCCAAGAAUAUCUGCCACAAUUCCUUCGGAACAUUUCGAGCGAAGUACCCAUAGAAACGAUUAAUCCGCUCAAAUUAUCAUAUGCGACAUCAUUAUCAUUCAAUGCAAAUGAUUAUAGACCUUUUACUGAUCGUCUACUUAUGUGCACAACUAUUAUUGGUGCUAUUUAUACCUUGAUUUUAACAGUUUUCCAAUAUUUAAUUUAUGGUCCUAUUCACGCUCAAAUGGCACAAGUCUUAAAACCCAAAUACAUAACUGUGUACAGGUGUUGUAUAACAUGGGGUACAUGUUUUCUUCUGUCACUAUUUAUCUCUACAGUUAGCGCCAUUUAUCAAGUUGAUUUCACACCCACUUUUGGUAAAGGGGGAUUCGUGAUAUUCUGGAUGUCCACUUGGCUCUUCAUGCUAUCUGUAGCAGGUGCCAAUGAAAAUGUGAUUAGCAUGAUUUUCCUAUAUGAUCCUCCUUUCUUAGGAUUCUGGGUCUUGGGUUUCGUCAUAUUGAAUUUGGGUCCAAGCUUCUUUUCAAUGGCAUUAGACAGUAAUUUUUACAGGUAUGGGUACGCAAUGCCUCUGCACAACAUUAUCGAUAUAUAUAGAGUCAUAUUUUUUGACGUUUCGAAAAGCAAAAUGGGAAGAAAUUAUGGUGUUUUAGUGGCGUGGGUAGCUCUCAACACCGCACUUGCUGAAGUUGUUUUAAGAUGGGUCUCUAGAACGGUCGCAAAACGAGAAAAGGCAGCAGCAGAAGCAACCCAAAAUGCCUCUUCAGAUAAUGACAUUAAAGAAUAA